UGAGUGAGAGAGUUGGUUGGUGUUGGGCCGGAGGAAAGCAGGAAGACUCAUCGGAGCGCGUGGAUUUGAGCCGCCGCAUUUUUUAACCCUAGAUCUCGAAAUGCAUCGUGAUUCCUGUCCAUUGGACUGUAAGGUUUAUGUAGGCAAUCUUGGAAACAAUGGCAACAAGACCGAAUUGGAACGGGCUUUUGGCUACUAUGGACCACUCCGAAGUGUGUGGGUUGCUAGAAACCCACCCGGCUUUGCUUUUGUUGAAUUUGAAGAUCCCCGAGAUGCAGCUGAUGCAGUCCGAGAGCUAGAUGGAAGAACACUAUGUGGCUGCCGUGUAAGAGUGGAACUGUCGAAUGGUGAAAAAAGAAGUAGAAAUCGUGGCCCACCUCCCUCUUGGGGUCGUCGCCCUCGAGAUGAUUAUCGUAGGAGGAGUCCUCCACCUCGUCGCAGAUCUCCAAGAAGGAGAAGCUUCUCUCGCAGCCGGAGCACGUCCCUUUCUAGAGAUAGGAGAAGAGAGAGAUCGCUGUCUCGUGAGAGAAAUCACAAGCCGUCCCGAUCCUUCUCUAGGUCUCGUAGUCGAUCUAGGUCAAAUGAAAGGAAAUAGAAGACAGUUUGCAAGAGAAGUGGUGUACAGGAAAUUACUUCAUUUGACAGGAGUAUGUACAGAAAAUUCAAGUUUUGUUUGAGACUUCAUAAGCUUGGUGCAUUUUUAAGAUGUUUUAGCUAUUCAAAUCUGUUUGUCUCUUGAAACAGUGACACAAAGGUGUAAUUCUCUAUGGUUUGAAAUGGAUCAUACGAGGCAUGUAAUACCAAGAAUUGUUACUUUACAAUGUUCCCUUAAGCAAAAUUGAAUUUGCUUUGAACUUUUAGUUAUGCACAGACUGAUAAUAAACCUCUAAACCUGCCCAGCAGAA
Gorilla gorilla gorilla (western lowland gorilla) is the source of this 905-nucleotide messenger RNA. RefSeq names its product serine/arginine-rich splicing factor 3. The transcript has a single exon. NCBI's taxonomy places the organism in Eukaryota, Metazoa, Chordata, Mammalia, Primates, Hominidae. The record is from RefSeq and is a predicted model, not a curated record. Gene Ontology annotation, molecular function: RNA binding. Bases 101 to 595 code for a protein of 164 amino acids.